AUGGCAGCAUGCAGAUCGCUCGCGAGGCAAUGCGCUCUCCAGCUGCGCCCUUCGCUCCGUUCCUUGGCCCGUCCGACGCGCCAGUGCUUUGCAUCUGGUAAAACGCCGCUUCGCAGGGCGUAUGCAACCUCCGUCGCCGCCGCGGACCUUCAAUUCGGCCAGCCCUUGCACGAGACACACCCCCACCUCCUCAGUCCCGGUGAACUCACCCCCGGCAUUACCGCUCUCGAAUAUGCCCAGCGUCGGUCACGACUUGCCAACAAGCUUCCCAAGGGAGCUGUCGCCGUACUUGCAGCAGCGGAGGUGAACUACCGGGCUUCGGGGAUCUUCCACGAAUAUAGACAAGAAACAAAUUUCUUUUACUUGACAGGCUUCAACGAACCGAAUGCUCUGGCAGUGAUCGCAAACGAUGGAUCCGGCGACAACCAUAUCUUCCACCUCUAUGUGCGCGAAAAGGAUCCCAAGGCGGAGCUUUGGGAUGGGGCUCGGUCUGGCACCCAAGCUGCGGUGGAUGUUUUCAAUGCAGAUGAGACAGGAAAUAUCGAACAAAUUGGGGAGAUCUUGCCCAAAAUCAUCGCUGGCGCUACCGAAGUCUACUCCGACAUUCCCGCAUUCAAUGGAUCGAGGUCUUCGCUCCACCGAUACCUUUACGGCCCUACUGUCGCAUCGGAGAAAUUGAAGAAGAUUGUUGACCAUCGGAAAGUCAAACCAUUGAAGCCGCUGCUCAAUGAAAUGCGGGUUUUCAAGAGCGAGAAUGAGGUUGUACAUUUGCGUCUCCUUGGUCAGGCAUCCGGAAGAGCAUUCACCGAUUCGAUGCGCAAGACCUUUGAGACCGAGAAGGAGUUGUCCUCGUUCCUCGAGUACCAGUUUAAGGUCAAUGGCUGUGAUGGCAGCGCUUUCGUUCCCGUUGUGGCGGGUGGAAAACACGCCUUGAGCAUUCACUACACAAGGAACGAUGAUAUUCUGCGGGACGGAGAUUUGGUUCUGGUGGACGGCGGUGGUGAGCACGGAAGCUACAUCUCGGAUAUUACUCGUACCUGGCCCGUGAAUGGCAAAUUCACUGACCCCCAGCGGGAUCUGUACAACGCCGUCCUCAAUGUGCACCGGACUUGUCUGUCUCUGUGCCGCGAGAGCUCCAAACUCUCUCUAGACAAGCUGCACGGUGUCGCCGAGAAUGGGUUGAGGGAUCAGCUUAAGCAGCUUGGAUUUGAUCUUUCUGGAAACGCCAUGAGCGUCUUGUUCCCUCACCACCUGGGUCAUUAUAUUGGCCUGGAUGUACAUGACUGCCCUGGAUAUUCCCGAGGAUAUGAUCUCAAGGCAAGCAACUGUAUUACUAUCGAACCUGGAAUCUACGUACCGGAUGAUGAACGGUGGCCCGCGCAUUUCCGGGGCAUUGGCAUUCGAAUCGAAGAUAGCGUGUGCGUGGGGGACGAUCAUCCCAUUGUUUUGACUCCCGAGGCCGUCAAAGAGAUUCCCGAUAUUGAGGCUCUGCGAAGUUAA
Molecule: messenger RNA, 1500 nt
Organism: Penicillium brasilianum
Lineage: Eukaryota; Fungi; Ascomycota; Eurotiomycetes; Eurotiales; Aspergillaceae
Source: the annotation of a GenBank genome assembly